This is a messenger RNA of Scatophagus argus, 2227 nucleotides long. It is a transcript of the gene pbx1a, whose product is annotated as pre-B-cell leukemia homeobox 1a. The record is from RefSeq and is a predicted model, not a curated record. NCBI's taxonomy places the organism in Eukaryota, Metazoa, Chordata, Actinopteri, Scatophagidae. The coding region runs from base 239 to 1525 and encodes 428 amino acids. Gene Ontology annotation, cellular component: nucleus. The transcript has 9 exons. Gene Ontology annotation, molecular function: DNA-binding transcription factor activity, RNA polymerase II-specific; RNA polymerase II cis-regulatory region sequence-specific DNA binding. Gene Ontology annotation, biological process: brain development; embryonic organ development; neuron development.
CAGACAGAGAGAGGGAGAGAGAGAGAGAGAGCAGAGAGAGGGUUUGUCAGGCUCCCUCCUCCCAAAUCCAGAAAAUCUUACCAAGGAAAAAGGAGGAGUGUCGGGGGUGAGAGAGACGCAGAGGAAUCCAGAGGAAUUUCCGAGGAUAUUUUUUCCCUUCUUUACCUCCCCCCCUCCCCAACCUCUUGAUAUCAAAAUUUAAAAGUUGGAGGCGAGGCAGCAGGGACCGUGGUCAAGGAUGGACGAGCAGCCUCGGUUGAUGCACUCCCACGGGGUAGGCAUGGCCGGACACCCCGGCCUGGCGCAGCAUAUGCAGGAUGGCACGGCGGGGACGGACGGAGAGGGAAGAAAGCAGGACAUCGGAGACAUAUUACAGCAAAUAAUGACCAUCACAGACCAAAGCUUAGACGAAGCACAGGCGAGGAAACAUGCACUGAACUGCCACAGAAUGAAACCUGCACUCUUCAAUGUCUUGUGUGAAAUAAAGGAGAAAACAGUGCUCAGUAUCCGUGGCGCCCAGGAGGAGGAGCCUCCAGAUCCUCAGCUGAUGCGACUGGACAACAUGCUGCUGGCAGAGGGCGUGGCGGGGCCGGAGAAAGGCGGCGGGUCGGCAGCCGCAGCGGCCGCCGCAGCAGCCACUGGCGGCGUCGGUGCCGACAACUCAGCGGAACACUCCGACUACCGGGCCAAGCUGACUCAGAUUCGACAAAUUUACCACACAGAGCUGGAGAAGUAUGAGCAGGCAUGCAACGAGUUCACCACCCAUGUGAUGAACCUGCUGAGGGAGCAGUCUCGAACGCGACCCAUCUCGCCCAAAGAGAUCGAGCGCAUGGUCGGCAUCAUCCACCGCAAGUUCAGCUCCAUCCAGAUGCAGCUGAAACAGAGCACCUGCGAGGCCGUCAUGAUCCUGCGCUCACGCUUUCUCGACGCCAGACGGAAGAGGAGGAACUUCAACAAACAGGCGACAGAGAUCCUAAACGAGUACUUUUACUCCCAUCUCAGUAACCCCUAUCCCAGCGAGGAGGCCAAGGAAGAGCUGGCCAAGAAAUGCGGCAUCACAGUGUCACAGGUAUCAAACUGGUUUGGGAACAAGAGAAUCCGAUACAAGAAAAACAUCGGCAAGUUUCAAGAAGAGGCCAACAUGUAUGCAGCGAGGACUGCAGUCAAUGCAACCAGCGUGUCUGCUCACGGCAGCCAGGCAAACUCCCCAUCAACACCCAAUUCAGCAGGUUCUGCUGGCUCUUUUAACAUGUCAAACUCCGGGGACUUGUUCAUGAGUGUGCAGUCCCUCAAUGGGGACUCGUACCAAGGGGGGCAGGUUGGGGCCAACAUACAAUCCCAGGUGGAUACCCUUCGCCAUGUUAUCAGCCAGACCGGAGGAUACAGUGACAGCCUCGCGGCCAGCCAGAUGUACAGUCCACAGGGCAUCAAUACAAAUGGUGGCUGGCAAGAUGCUCCAACUCCUUCGUCAGUGACAUCGCCCACAGAAGGACCCGGGAGCGUUCAUUCGGAUACUUCCAACUGAACAUAUCCAUCUCUACACCUCAUUGAACAAGAAAAGAAAAGAAAAGAAAAAAAAAAACAUGGACUGACCUUCCUAUUCACAGUAUUAAACAAAGGAAUUCUCUGUCCCGCAAUUUGGAGAGCUACUGUGAAAUCCUAACCAGUAAAAAAAGAAAAAGAAAAAAGAUAUUUCCUCUGCUUAUAAUGUCGGACAUCUGGGAUACAAACAAAAAGUUUUGCAAUGAAAAUCCAAACUGUACCACAGGAGACAUUUGUACAGAUUUCACAUUAUAUUCAGAGGGCUGGGGUUACGUAUUCACUCAUGUUUUCACUCAUAAUAAUGAAAUGAUAUGAUAAAGUCAAUAAAUCAAAUGAUUGGUUUUAACUGAAAAUACUUCAUUCUACCUCUCAGCCACUAAAAAAAAAAUAGAAAAAAUAUGUCAGUGACCAUUAUUUGUUUUGUAAAAAUGAAACUUUUGUCUUUGCAAGCAAGAGGCACAUCUACAUACUUCUUACAUUUUGUUGUCUCUCACCUAUUCUAUGGUACGCCAUUUAGACUUAAAUAUUGCUCAGUUGUUUACAAUGUGUGCUUGAUAAAAGUAUGUUCAUCUUCCCCUUUGUCUCCCGAUGAGUCGAAACAGAGUUCUGUCGGGAGAUUUUACCUCUAAGGUAACCCUGUGAAGUAUGUUAUCUGUAAAACAAUAAAUAAAUACUUGUCAUCAAA